Molecule: messenger RNA, 1011 nt
Organism: Synchiropus splendidus (mandarinfish)
Lineage: Eukaryota; Metazoa; Chordata; Actinopteri; Syngnathiformes; Callionymidae
Product: mast cell protease 4-like
Exons: 5
Coding region: 43-936 (297 amino acids)
Biological process (GO): proteolysis
Molecular function (GO): serine-type endopeptidase activity
Source: RefSeq, a predicted model, not a curated record
UGUAAAACACGCAAUUAACAGGGUUAACCAUUAGCCGUUGUGAUGAAUUUCACAUGUAUUUCCGUCUUAUGUUUGAGCAAAACCACAAUCUACCAGGUGCUGAAUAAAAGCAAGGCAGAGACAGAAGCUGAGAAGUGCAGUCAGCUUCUCACCAAGAGGACCAUGCUGUCUCCGAGCCUUGCUCUCCUGGUGUUCAUCUUCACCGUCAAGUCAGGUGACGGAGCCCAAAUCAUUGGAGGGACCGAGGUGACCCCUCACUCCCUGCCCUCUAUGGCUCUGGUUGAAGGUACAGAUGAAAACGGAGCACAAAUACUCUGUGGUGGGACCCUCAUCCACCCGAAAUGGGUCCUGACUGCUGCACACUGUGCACGCAAAGAGAUGAAUGUGACUCUGGGGGUUCACUCUAGAAAAAGUAAAAAGGAGGAGCCCUUCCAUCAGCUCAGACGAGUGACCCGCCAGGUGAUCCAUCCUGGCUACGAUGAGAGUGUUCUUUUCAAUGAUCUCAUGUUGCUCCAGUUGCAGUCACCUGUGAAGGAAACAAAGGCUGUGAAAUGUGUGGACUUCAAUGCCAUGAUCAAAAAGCCUCCCAAAGUCCCCCGAGCUGGCAAGACCUGCUUGGUGGCUGGGUGGGGGCGCACUGGCUAUGAUGAGAACCUGUCUGAUGCGCUGAGGUCUGCUAAUGUGAAGGUGAUUUCCUUGAAGACGUGCAACUCUGCAGACUAUUACAACCGUUACCCAGCGAUCAACAAGGAUGUAAUUUGUGCCGGCUCUGGUCGAAAGAAGGAGAUCGGUGUCUGGAAGGGCGACUCCGGCGGUCCUCUGGUGUGCAACAACAUGCUGGUUGGAGUCACUUCCUUUGGACAGCCGUGCCUCCCUGCCGUGUUCAUGUACCUUUCUAAGGACCGAGUCCAAUGGAUCCAAAAAACAAUUCAGUAAAACACAAAGAAAGUAACUGCAGUUGUGCACAAGUUAGUUUCCAGCACCAUGUGAGUCUUUGUCAUGAGAAAUAAA